GUAUAUCGAUAUUUUGAUACAUGUUCGACCUCAGUCGCGACAUUCAGCUCCAUCAAAACAUUUAAAUUUAAUAAAUAAUGCAGCGGGGCAUCGACAGUUUCUUCAAACGCAUUCCAAGCAAAGCCAAAGAAGUCAAGGAUGACAAUGGGAACGAAGAGACGCCGUCAAAGGCGCCAAAACGCAGAAAGGCUUUGAUAAUCUCCAGUGAUGAGGACGAGGUUCCACCCACUCCGCACGACACUAAGAGACGAAAGACCUCCAAGGUUGUGUCCAGCGAAGAUGAAAAGAUUGAAGCCACCCCCGAGCCGGAUUCGAAAAAGAAAAAAUCGAGCCACACAAAUGGCAAGAAACCUUCGCUCACAAAGCUCAAGAAGCCUGUGGACCCCACAGAGCUUUUCGGUGGGGAAACCAAGCGCGUGGUGGUGCCCAAGCCGAAGACGAAGGCGGUUCUGGAAUUCGAGAACGAAGAUAUAGACAAGAGUCUCAUGGAAGUGGAUAUGGAGGAGAGCCUUCGAGUGGAGGAGGAACGCCAUCCGGCUGAAAAGGAGUCUGUUCCACCACCAAAGUCUCCCACUCCCAAAAAAGCCAAGAAGUCCAGCCCAGAUGCUCCAUUUGUUAAGGAGUCCAAAUCCAAGUCCUCCACUCCACGGGCAAAGAAGGAGAAACCGCAUGCAGAUCUAGAAACAAGCGUGCUUACAGAUGAGGAGCGCCACGAGCGGAAACGCAUGUCCGCCGUGCUUUACCAGAAGUACAAGAACCGCAGUAGUUGCCUAAAUCCAGGCAGCAAGGAAAUACCCAAGGGAACUCCCAACUGUCUCAGCGGACUUACGUUUGUAGUCACUGGAGUUUUGGAAUCCAUGGAGCGCGAGGAAGCAGAGUCGGUGAUCAAGGAGCUCGGUGGUCGAGUGAUGACUGUCGUGGGCAAGAAGCUCCAGUAUUUGGUGGUGGGCGAAGAGGCGGGUCCUAAAAAACUGGCAGUUGCAGAAGAGCUUAACAUCCCCAUCCUUAGUGAGGAUGGGCUGUUCGAUCUAAUAAGAGAGAAAUCAGGACUAUCCAAGCUUGUAAAAGAGGAGAAAAAGAGUCCCAAAAAGGAGCAGAGCUCUCGGGAAGUAAAGAAGGAAAAUAGCCACUCCGGCUCAAAGGAAGAGAAAACAUCUACAAAAUCCAAAGUCAAAGAGGAAAAGGGGGUCACGAAGCAUAAAGUAAAAGAAGAGCCUGUUUCUCCCAAGGCAAAGAAGGCUAAGCUUGAGGACAACGUUCCGGCCGUAACCAUGAAGGUAAAGAAGGAGGAGCCCAGCUCCCAAGAGCAAAAAGUGUUUGUAAAUGGAGCCGCAGAGGCGAAACCCCAGGACCUGCUCGGCAUGGCCUGGGUGGACAAACACAAGCCUUCGAACAUUAAGGAGAUUGUGGGACAGGCAGGAGCCGCCAGCAACGUGACUAAACUAAUGAACUGGCUUUCCAAAUGGUAUGUGAACCACGAUGGAAAAAAGAAGCCUCAGCGACCAAACCCCUGGGCCAAAAACGACGAUGGCAGCUUCUUCAAAGCAGCAUUACUGUCUGGACCUCCGGGUAUAGGAAAGACCACAACUGCCACUUUAGUUGCUAAAGAGCUCGGUUUUGACGCUGUGGAGUUCAAUGCCUCGGACACGCGAAGCAAGCGCUUACUGAAGGAAGAAGUGGCUACUCUACUGGGCAACAAAUCCCUGGCCGGCUACUUCAAUGGCCAGGGGCAGGCAGUGUCCCGGAAGCACGUGCUUCUAAUGGACGAGGUGGACGGAAUGGCUGGAAAUGAGGAUCGUGGCGGCAUGCAAGAGCUGAUCGCUCUGAUCAAGGAUAGCUCCAUUCCCAUCAUCUGUAUGUGUAACGAUCGUAACCACCCGAAGAUACGUUCUCUGGUCAACUACUGCUACGACUUGCGAUUCCAGCGACCUCGCCUCGAACAGAUCAAGGGCAAGAUAAUGAGCAUUUGCUUCAAAGAGAAGGUCAAGAUUUCACCCGCAAAGGUGGAGGAAAUCAUUGCAGCCACUAACAACGACAUCCGACAAUCCAUCAAUCACAUCGCCCUGCUCAGCGCCAAGGAGGACUCCGUGGGUAAAGCAGGACAACAGGUGGCCACCAAGGAUCUUAAACUAGGACCUUGGGAAGUCGUACGCAAAGUGUUUACGGCCGAAGAACACAAAAACAUGUCCCUGGCCGACAAGUCUGAUCUCUUCUUCCACGACUACAGUCUUGCUCCGCUAUUUGUUCAGCAGAAUUACCUCCAGGUCACUCCCCAAGGAAACAAGAAUGAUGUUCUCGCCAAAGUGGCUGCCACGGCAGAUGCUCUCAGUCUUGGCGACCUGAUUGACAAGAAAAUCCGCACAAAUAACGCCUGGAGUCUGUUACCUACACAGGCCUUCUUCAGCUCCAUACUGCCUGGUGAGCACAUGUGCGGCCACUUCACCGGACAGAUCAACUUCCCCGGCUGGCUGGGCAAGAACUCGAGGGCCGGAAAGCGCGCUAGACUAGCACAGGAGUUGCACGACCACACCAGGUCCUGCACCUCUGGCUCUAGGCUCUCCGUUCGCUUGGACUACGCCCCUUUCCUGCUGGACAAUAUUGUGCGGCCUCUUGCAAAGGACGGUCAAGAAGGUGUGUCCUCUGCCCUCGAUGUUAUGAAAGAUUACCAUCUGUUGCGCGAGGAUCUGGACUCGCUGCUCGAGCUUACCUCCUGGCCUGGCAAGAAGUCACUGUUUGAGUCUGUUGAUGGACGCGUGAAGGCUGCUCUCACCCGCUCGUACAACAAGGAGGUGAUGGCCUAUUCUUACUCUGCCCAGGCCGGCAUAAAGAAGAAAAAGGCGGAGGCGGCCGGCGGGGAUGAGGAUUACCCAGGUCUCGAUGAGGGCGAGGAAGAUGGUGGUGGUGGUGGAGCCGGCUCUGAGGACGACGAAGACAAGGACAACCUGGAGCUAGAUGGCUUGAUUAAGGCCAAAAAGAAGCCAGCUGCCAGCACAUCCAAGGCGGCUUCAAAGAAAGCUUCUUCUUCUACGGCAGCAAAGCCCAAAGCGAAAGCUAAAAAAUAGAUCUUAGAAAUGGAUUUUUUUCAAUUUUUUUUAUAGCAUGUCCCACAUGAAAUCAAGAAUGAAAUGCGAAUUAUUCCUAAAGCCCGUUUCUGCCAUUUAGUUUACUUCAUUGUUUAAAUUUUCUAUUGUAUACCAAUAAAUUGUUUAAGAGGUCCAUCCA
This is a messenger RNA of Drosophila bipectinata, 3222 nucleotides long. RefSeq names its product germ line transcription factor 1 (gene Gnf1). Gene Ontology annotation, molecular function: DNA clamp loader activity; ATP binding; ATP hydrolysis activity. Lineage: Eukaryota; Metazoa; Arthropoda; Insecta; Diptera; Drosophilidae. Gene Ontology annotation, cellular component: nucleus; DNA replication factor C complex. Gene Ontology annotation, biological process: DNA repair; DNA replication. The record is from RefSeq and is a predicted model, not a curated record.